Chanos chanos (milkfish) is the source of this 2160-nucleotide messenger RNA. It is a transcript of the gene zbtb22b, whose product is annotated as zinc finger and BTB domain containing 22b. NCBI's taxonomy places the organism in Eukaryota, Metazoa, Chordata, Actinopteri, Gonorynchiformes, Chanidae. The coding region runs from base 55 to 2160 and encodes 701 amino acids. The transcript has 4 exons. The record is from RefSeq and is a predicted model, not a curated record. Gene Ontology annotation, molecular function: RNA polymerase II cis-regulatory region sequence-specific DNA binding; DNA-binding transcription factor activity, RNA polymerase II-specific; protein binding. Gene Ontology annotation, biological process: regulation of transcription by RNA polymerase II.
AACCUCUUUUGGAUAGUCUUAAUUUGAUCGUUUGAAAGAUUUGUCGUCUGAGGUAUGCAGUCAAGCUCUGUGGACCAGAGCUGUAACGGUGCCUCUGGCGCCCCCUGUGACUCCAUCGUACAGGUGUCCUUCCCCAGUGUACAGGCCUCAGUGCUGGACAGCCUGAACCAGCAGCGGGAGGAGGGACAUCUGUGUGACCUCUCCAUCCACGUUCAGGGACAGGUGUUCAGGGCUCAUCGCUGCGUGCUGGCGGCUUCCUCUCCAUACUUCCAUGACCAGGUGCUCCUGAAGAACAUGUCCACCGUGUCCAUCCCAGCUGUGAUGGAUCCCCUGGCCUUUGAGAGUGUUCUUAGCUGUGCGUACACGGGCCAGCUGCGGAUGGUCCGUGAAGAUAUCGUGAACUACCUCACCGUGGGCAGCGUGCUUCAGAUGUGGCACAUUGUGGACAAGUGUACCGAACUCCUCAGAGAGGGCAGAGGGAUGGGGAGUGGGGCUCAGGGAGCAGGAGGCGUUCAGGGGAAUGUGGAACACAGCGGCAGCAGUAGUGGGAGAUCAGCUCCUGAAACAGGUAGCGGAGAUACACACGCAGCACCUCAACCUCCAAACCGUACCUCCCUCAGCGAGAGCCAGUCUCCCAGCAGCACUAAUUACUUCAGCCCCAGAGAUGCAAGUUUUGGAGGGGUCAUGGCAAGCACUGGAACAGGAGGGGAGGGGGGUGAACACUCCACCCCAAACUACUGCACCCCAUCGGGUGGAGAGGAGGCACUCCUCAUCGAAGAAGAGGAUGAGGAGGAGGAAGAGGAGCUUUUGUACCCCAGGAAGCAGGAGAGGGGGAGCGGUAGGAGGAAGAAGACAGCGUCCGUCUCCGACCAAGAGGUGGGGGUGAGCGACAGUUUUGGGGUGUCGUCCUAUCAAGACGGGGAUUCUUCUCCUCCACAGAAGCGUCCCACCUACAGUCAACCCAGCAUCAUGCCCCGGAAACAGUGGGUGGUCGUGAAGACCGAGCGUUCCCGGGACGACGAUCUAAUCGUGGUGUCCGGAGAGGAAGGCGGCGAAGAAGAGGAAGAGAGAGAGAUGGAGAUGGCAAGAGAGAGGGAAAAGGAGAGAACUUUUAACAUCUCUAAUGUCAGGACUCUGUCUGGGGAGCUCAGCAGCAGAGAGGAAGCUGAAAUGGAAGCACAGGUGGACUACUGCCAGUCCUCUGAAGAUUACCUCAAGUUUGACAGUGGUUUGAUGGAUCAGGCAUCUACGCAGCAACAGUUAAAUAACUCCAGCCAGAGCAGCAGCAGGGCUGUCUCUGCUUUACUUGGUCCGGUCCAGCCUGCUCCUGGCAGGGCCCAGCUCUUCCCUUUGGACAUGCAAGGGAACCAGAUCCUUCUUUACAGCCAAGCCACCCUGGACCCCUCCCCUCCCUUAGGGAUUGGAGGCGGUAUGUCUGGCAGUUUGAAAGGGUCCAAUCUGGAGCAUGGUGCAGUGCAUCUGUCAGGCCAGGGCGGGCUGGGCAGCGGAUUAGAAAGUCUGGAUGCAGUUGGGCCCGGCGGGUCCGGCAAGGUUUUCAUGUGUCACUGCGGCAAGACGUUCACCCACAAGAGCAUGCGGGACCGUCACAUCAACAUGCACCUGGAUCUGCGGCCGUUCCACUGCCCCGUCUGCGCCAAGAAGUUCAAGAUGAAGCACCACCUCACCGAGCACAUGAAGACUCACACGGGGCUGAAGCCCUACGACUGCCACGGCUGCGGCAAGAAGUUCAUGUGGCGUGACAGUUACAUGAGGCACCGCUCACACUGUGAGAGGCGCGGGAACGGAGGCGGCGAUGAGCGUGGAGCCUCAGAUGGGGCGGUCACGUCUCCCCCCCAUCACCUUCAGGCCCAACCAUCAAACAGCGAGGCCGGUCAAACCGGCAUGUGCGGUGGUGGUGGGAUAAUCGCCAACAGCAUUGGUGGCAGAAGCGGGAUCUCAGUAAUGUCCCCACAACAUUCCAGUGCUGGGGUCAGUGGUGUCCCCUGCCUGACCAUGACUGGCCCUGGGUCCCUGUUAGGGGUCAGUCCCCAGGGCGGGGUGCACGGAAUUGCGCCAAGCGUUUUCGGGUUGGGCAUCAGCCGAGGGGGAUGCGAGGAGGAGAUCUGUGAGGUUAGCGUUGGCGAAAGCAGCGUCACUUAA